Molecule: messenger RNA, 1103 nt
Organism: Chelonoidis abingdonii (Abingdon island giant tortoise)
Lineage: Eukaryota; Metazoa; Chordata; Testudines; Testudinidae
Gene: LGALS3
Product: galectin 3
Biological process (GO): macrophage chemotaxis; negative regulation of extrinsic apoptotic signaling pathway; negative regulation of endocytosis
Cellular component (GO): immunological synapse; nucleus; cytoplasm
Molecular function (GO): disaccharide binding; laminin binding; IgE binding
Source: RefSeq, a predicted model, not a curated record
CUCCACGCACCACCCCAUUGGCCAUGGGAGACUGAGCCCUGCCCCAUCUCCAAGCGCUCGGGAAACUCCCUGCUCGCUGCUUUGGCUCCUCCAGGUGAGGGAGACGUCCAGAGAGGAGAGGGACGCGCAGGCUUGGGGGUGCCGCUACUUCUAAGGAAAAUGGCAGACGGUUUUUCUUUAUCUGAUGCUUUAUCUGGAGCCGGUAACACAAACCCAAGUGCUCCUCCAAACCAAGGCUGGCCUGCUGGUCCCUGGGGAAAUCAACCUGCUGGUCCUGGAGCCUACCCUGGAGCGCCGGGGGCCUACCCUGGAGUGCCGGGGGCCUACCCUGGAGUGCCGGGGGCCUACCCUGGAGUGCCGGGAGCCUACCCUGGAGCGCCGGGGGCCUACCCUGGAGUGCCGGGGGCCUACCCUGGAGUGCCGGGAGCCUACCCUGGAGCGCCGGGGGCCUACCCUGGAGCACCACCUGCCCCUGGACAACCCCCAAGUGGACCUGGAGCACCUCCUACUGCACCACAAUUUGGAGCUGGAUUUGGAUUUGUCCCUCAGCCAGGGGGACCUACUGCGCCACUGAGAGUCCCCUUUGACUUGCCCUUGCACACCGGCCUUGUGCCUUGCUUCUUGAUCACCAUCGUGGGGACGGUGAAUCCAAAACCCAAAAGAUUUUCACUGGAUUUCAAGAAAGGGCAUGACAUCGCCUUCCACUUUAAUCCCCGCUUCACCGAGGAGAACACACCAGUCAUUGUCUGUAACUCAAUGAUUCAGAAUAACUGGGGAAAGGAGGAGAGAAUCGCUCCCAGGUUUCCAUUUGAAGCUGGCAAACCUUUUAAGAUUCACAUUCUGUGUGAGACAGAUCAUUUCAAGGUAGCUGUCAAUGAUGCUCACUUGCUGCACUUCAACUACCGGCUGAAGAACCUGAAUGAAAUCACCACACUCUGCAUUAGUGGGGACAUCUCUCUCACCAGUGUUACAGCUGCUAUGAUAGGAGUGGGGUUUUUGUAGUGCAACCUUCACUCCAAGAAACAUACUCCAGCCAUUUCUUGAAUAGCAGUUAGCCUUUAAAAAAAAUUGCUGGCUUCAUUUAUCCUUUGUACAAUAAACUU